UUCCUUCAUACAUACACAUAGAACAAAAAAAAUAUCUAGCAAAUAAUUAACUAACCAAACUAGCCAUGGUGGAAGGAAUAAACGAAGAAGAAGAUGAAGAAAGCAAAAGAAGAAACAUGAAGAAACUACUUCUAGUUAUAAACUCAAUCCUCUUAGCAAUAGGCACAUGUGGUGGCCCACUUGUAAUGCGUCUAUACUUCAUCCACGGCGGGAAACGCGCGUGGCUCUCAAGCUUCCUCGAAACAUCUGGCUUUCCCAUAAUUCUCUUACCCUUAACAAUCUCACACAUCCACCACCGUUACCAUAACCGUAACUGUAACAGUAACCGUAACUUCAUCUCUAUGAAACCACCUUUAUUCUUGUUCUCCGCCAUCAUCGGAAUCCUGACCGGUCUCGACGAUUACCUCUACGCGUGUGGCAUAGCGCGUCUUCCAGUUUCAACUUCUUCACUAAUUCAGUCUUCGCAUCUCGCUUUCACUGCAGUCUUCGCUUUUAUUCUUGUGAGGCAUAAGUUCACGGCGUACUCCGUUAACUGUAUCGUGUUGUUGACGUUAGGAAGUGUUGUUUUGGCAGUGAGAUCUAACGGUGGUGGAGGGGAUGGUGAGUCGAGAGGGGAGUAUGUGAUUGGUUUUGUUAUGAUAUUGAGUUCUGCUGCUUUGUAUGGAUUUGUUUUGCCGUUGAUGGAAUUGGUUUACAAAAAGACUAAACAAGUUGUUACUUAUUCUCUUGUUAUGGAGAUUCAGUUUGUUAUGUGCUUCUUUGCUACUUUGUUUUGCAUUCUUGGGAUGAUUAUAGAUAAAGAUUUUAAGGUGAUUCCAAGGGAAGCAAGGGAAUUUAAUCUUGGGGAAACGAAGUAUUAUGUUGUACUAGUGUGUAGUGCAAUAAUGUGGCAGUUUUUUUUCUUAGGAGCAAUUGGUGUUAUCUUUUAUGCUUCUUCAUUGUUGUCUGGAAUUAUAAUUGCUGCGUUUCUUCCAGUAACUGAAAUUAUGGCUGUUAUUGUCUACAAAGAGAAUUUCCAUGCAGAAAAAGGGGUUGCUUUAGUGCUCUCACUUUGGGGCUUUGUGUCAUACUUUUAUGGUGAGAUUAAAGAAGCAAGGAAAAUGAAAAAUAAAGAAACGGAACUGCCUCAAAGUCUUCAUUCCAACAUAUGAUUGCAAGUGAUGUUGUUGGUUUCACUAUCUACUCCUACUUUUGAAUUGUCAAUAUUGUAGGCUAGUUUUAUCCCCAACUUGUUACUCAUGACUCAUGAUUGUGUUAUUUUCUUUUUGGGGUAGCAAAUGUUAAGAUAGAUCAAUUGGGUCCAACUUGUUCUACAAAUAAAUGAAAUUAGGCCUUAGCAAUAUAUUCAAAUAAAGAGAUUGCUACUCCCACA
Molecule: messenger RNA, 1372 nt
Organism: Cicer arietinum (chickpea)
Lineage: Eukaryota; Viridiplantae; Streptophyta; Magnoliopsida; Fabales; Fabaceae
Product: purine permease 1
Cellular component (GO): membrane
Molecular function (GO): purine nucleoside transmembrane transporter activity
Source: RefSeq, a predicted model, not a curated record